Molecule: messenger RNA, 3298 nt
Organism: Poecilia latipinna (sailfin molly)
Lineage: Eukaryota; Metazoa; Chordata; Actinopteri; Cyprinodontiformes; Poeciliidae
Product: RAS guanyl-releasing protein 2
Exons: 14
Coding region: 511-2466 (651 amino acids)
Biological process (GO): Ras protein signal transduction
Cellular component (GO): plasma membrane
Molecular function (GO): calcium ion binding; guanyl-nucleotide exchange factor activity
Source: RefSeq, a predicted model, not a curated record
GCGGUGCCUUCGCGGUGCUGCCGGAAGGCGGGACUGUGGCUCCGCACUGCGAUCUGUCGGUCGCACAGCUGGAAGGCGCUCCAGCUGCGAGCCGAUGGCCGAGCUCAGCGGCACGCCAACACACACCCACACCAAGUCGCUUCCGAGUGCGUCAGCAUCACAGCACUUUGUAUAGGCAUUUUUUUUUUUUUUUAAAUCUCUCAAGAGCUGAUAAGAAUUAUUAGAAAGAAGCAGCCGCAUGACCCGACAGAACAACAAGUACCAACUCUGAGGAGAGGAGCGAACCGAGCGGAAAUCGCCUGAUGACUCGUUGUGCAUUCCGCCUGUGAGCGACCAGCAGGUCCCUGAGCUCCCAGUUGGUGGCCGAGCUGACGAUGUGAUGUGAGGCUAAACUCAUCCACCACUGUUCCCUCUGCAGCCCGUCCUCCCCGGAGCAUGGGACCCCGCGAACUCUGAAGUGAGCACCACAAGAUUUCAACCAGACUGGAGGAAGCGAGGUGAGCACAGAGAAUGGAGGGAACCAUGGAGUCCAUUCUAUCAGAGCAGUCUGCCACGGUGGAUGAGCUGGUGGAGGCCUGCAUCCAAGCCUUCGAUGAGAAAGGCACUUUGAAGGAUGCUUCCCUGGUCCGCAUGUUCCUCAUGAUGCAUCCCUGGUACAUCCCUUCCACCGACAUGGCCAGGAAGCUUGUGCUUCAAUCCCGAGAGGAGAGCUGCACCGAGGAACGUCGAACGAGAAUAUGCCACCUUGUCAAGUACUGGAUCUCUGAGUUCCCUGCUGAGUUCAAUCUGAACCCCGAGCUGGAGGAGCAGAUCAAAGACUUUAAAGACCUCCUGACCACCGAAGGCAACGAGAGACAGAGUCAGCUCAUCGACCUGGACAGCGUGCCGUCGUAUAAAUGGAAGCGGCAGGUGACUCAGCGUGUCCCAUCUGUGUCUAAAAAGAGGAAAAUGUCUCUGCUGUUCGACCACCUUGAUUCAUCUGAGCUGGCAGAGCACCUGACCUUCCUGGAGUACAAAUCCUUCUGCAAGAUUCUGUUUCAGGACUACCACAGCUUCGUGAUGCACGGCUGCACGGUGGACAACCCCAUCCUGGAGCGCUUCAUCACGCUCUUCAACAGCGUCUCCCAGUGGAUCCAGCUCAUGGUGCUCAGCAAGCCCACCGCCCAGCAGAGAGCAGCUGUCGUCUCCCAUUUCAUCAGGGUGGCGCAGAAGCUGCUUCAGCUGCAGAACUUCAACACCCUGAUGGCGGUGGUGGGCGGCCUCAGCAACAGCUCCAUCUCCCGUCUCAAAGACACCCAGAGCCACAUCAGCGCCGAGACCAACAAGGUUUUUAACAACCUCAUCGAACUGGUGACGUCAUGCGGAAACUACAGCCAGUACCGCAAACGCUUCUCCGAGUGCUCGGGCUUCCGCUUCCCCAUCCUCGGCGUGCACCUGAAGGACCUGAUAGCCGUGCACGUGGCGUUGCCGGACUGGGCCGACAAGGAGAAGACGCGUGUGAACCUGGCCAAAACCCAGCAGCUUUACGCCAUCCUGCAGGAGCUGACCCUGAUCCAGACCACUCCGCCGAACAUCGAGUCCAACACCGACCUGCUCAACCUGCUCACCGUAUCACUGGACCAGUACCACACUGAGGAGGAGAUCUACCAGAUGUCUCUACAGAGAGAACCACGCAAGCCAGCUCAGAACUCCAGCCCUACCCCGGCGCCUGAACCUAAGUCCACUAUGAUUGAUGAGUGGGCCGUGUCGGUGAAACCCAAUGCUGACCCGACGAUCAUUAAGAAACACAUCGAGAAGAUGGUGGAGAGUGUCUUCAAGAACUUUGACACGGAUGGUGACGGCCACAUCUCCAGGGACGAGUUUGAAGCGAUCAGGAACAAUUUCCCUUACCUCAGCAAGUUUGGAGAGCUGGACAAGAACCAAGACGGGAAGAUCAGCAGAGAGGAGAUGAUCGACUACUUCUUGAAAGCCAGUUCUCUGCUGAACUGCAAGAUGGGCUUCAUCCACACCUUCACAGAGACCACCUACGUGAAGCCAACGUUCUGCGAGCACUGCGCUGGCUUUAUAUGGGGCUUUUACAAACAAGGCUACAAGUGUAAAGGUAAGACAACAAUUCUCCGAGAAGAUGUUCUUGUUCCACUUGGAAGGCUGCCGCCUCCUGAGAAUCUCUUGAUCCCAUUGAUCUCCCCUCUAACUCAUACGCAUAUACAGAGUAAAUGUCAAGAACACACAGAGCCACCAUCUCAUCAGCUGUACAGGAUCAGUCUGUUUUACUCCAUGUCCACACGUAAAGCCUGGAUUUGCCCUUCCGGGCCUCCAUACAGACUUGUGUUUGACACACACAUACACACACACACACACACCUCCAACAUCUCCUCUCCCUUCAACACUCCCUUCAUAAACACUGACUUAGCCUUCUUCUUUGCACUGGGGAGAGGCUGUCAGUGGUUUGUGCCAAGUUGGUGAUGAACUGCAGAUGCUAUACUCUGGAAAUAACUUAACACUGCGAAUGGAAUGUGAGGAAAAACUUAGGGAGUGAUGGCAGAUCUCGGGAAGAUUUUCGUCUGCUGCGGUGUUAGCAGGAGGCGAUUGAAGACAAAUGACUGCUCUGCUAGUUUACACCCAGAGUGGCUCGGACGAUUAGCUCAUUAGCUUGCAAAAAACAGGUCCACCUCUGUUCAGUAAAUUCUCCAAACUUUGCAAUGGGGAAGAAUUCUACUGAGUCUUUUCUGGAAAAAAAACAGGGAUUUCCUUAUCGUCCACAUGUAAUUUCGGUAUUAACUUUCUCCUCAUUCAUUUCGGCCUUCAGGUUUGCUAACUGUUGCUUAUUAAAUCGCUGGCAAGCCUUCAUCAAACAUUUCCGUCGCAUAGCAGCCAGAGUAAUUAGUGUUCGCUGGGGUCAUUAGACGCAGUUUUCACAACGCUCUGCACCUCGAAUGUAGGAGACAAGAAAAAUAGACGUGUUUACUCAAAGGCUGAUUUGUUCAUUAGCACAAACUAAUCCCAGAAGUAUUCCAAAACCUUUGAACUUUUCCACUUUUUUUUCACGUUACAAACACAAAGUAGUCCCGGAAUGUGAGGCAAUAGGGAAACUGUGAUUCUAUAAACCUUCUAGGAAUAAAUGACUGGAAAGUGUGGAUUGGCGGUUUGCAUCUAACUGUGCAGUUUAGGUCAAAAUGUGUUCAUAGUUGAUUUUACUAUAGAUUAUGUGGAAGAACUUGUACGUUUUGGAUUUGCUAGAUGUUCUCCAUGCACUUUCAGAUGUUUUGCUAAAAAUGUCAAAAGAGUGAAAAAAAAA